This is a messenger RNA of Cyclopterus lumpus (lumpfish), 1023 nucleotides long. RefSeq names its product TP53 regulating kinase (gene tp53rk). Gene Ontology annotation, biological process: protein phosphorylation. The record is from RefSeq and is a predicted model, not a curated record. Gene Ontology annotation, molecular function: protein serine/threonine kinase activity; ATP binding. NCBI's taxonomy places the organism in Eukaryota, Metazoa, Chordata, Actinopteri, Perciformes, Cyclopteridae. Gene Ontology annotation, cellular component: nucleus; cytosol; EKC/KEOPS complex.
AUGGCAGCGGAAAAGAGCAUGGCAGUCCCAGAGUUCCUCAGUAAAGCAGAGCUUUUAACAGGAGCAGAAGCUCGGCUGUACAGGGUGGAGUUCCUGGGGAAGCCGACUAUUGUGAAAGAACGGUAAAAGCGCUACAGACACCCGGUGCUGGACGAGAAGCUGACCCACCGAAGGACGGUUCAGGAGGUCCGCUCCAUACUGCGCUGCCGGAGGAGCAGGCAUAUCUGCCCCUUUAGUCUACUUGUGGACUACACUUACCACUGUAUUUUCUUGGAGGAAAUCGUGGGUUCCUCGACUGUGCGCGACCACAUCGCUGCCACUCGGCAGUCUGAUUGUAGCAAGGAGCUGGGGCUGGCUGAGAGGGUGGGCAAGAUCCUGGCCAAAAUGCACGACGAGGACGUCAUCCACGGGGACCUGACUACCUCCAAUAUGCUGCUGGAGCGCAGCCUGGAGGACGGGGAAUCCGAGCUGUUCCUCAUCGACUUCGGCCUGAGCUACAUCUCUGCCCUGACGGAGGAUAAGGGGGUGGACUUGUACGUGCUCGAGAAGGCCUUCCUCAGCACCCACCCGAACACAGAAGCUCUGUUUGCAAGGCUGCUGAAGAGCUACACGGCCGCGUCUAAGAAGUCCUCGGAGGUCAUUAAAAAGCUGGAUGAGGUCCGGUUGAGAGGGAGGAAGAGAUCGAUGCUGGGAUGAUGAUCCGUGCUGUGUUUAGGCACAAGCCUCUUUGGAAAUUCUGUAAUAACAAAGUUAUUUUGAAAUAAAGAGUGUAAUACAAGUUUUUUCUUCUCAUGGAAGGCCGAUAUAAUACAAAUAUGGACUAUGGACUAUGUACAUUUUGUAACGGUGUAUUUGUCUAGUAUGACAUAAAUACAUCAAUAACUAUCAGUUAUAUGACAAAAAUGGCAAUAAAAAAUGUCCUUGUAUAGUAUGCAAAAUCUAUCUUAAAGUAUGACAUUAUAGCAUGCUCUAAAAAUGGGAUGAAGAAUGUCAUUGUAUCCUGUGAUAAAAGCUUGAAAAUGA